CCGCUGGAGAAGACCCCCCCUACAUGUCCCGAGUGCAACAAAAGCUUCAAGCACCAGUCAGCAUUGGCUGUCCAUGCACGGAGACACACGGGUGAGCGGCCGUUCAUCUGCACUGACUGCGGGAAGCGCUUUGGCCACAAGCAUCACCUGCUGAGACACCAGCACGUUCACACCAGUGAGAAGCCGUUUGCCUGCAGCCACUGUUGCCAUCACUUCAGCCAGGAGCGCCAUCUGGUCAUCCACCAGCGCAUCCACACUGGGGAGCGCCCCUUCGCCUGUACCCACUGCCCCAAGGCCUUCAUGUACAAGAAGAACCUCACAGCCCACAAGCGAAGCCAUGCUGGGGAACGCCCCUUCACCUGCAACCAGUGCCCAAAGGCCUUUAAGGACAGCAGUAGCCUUACAGCCCACCAGUGGGUCCACACAAGUGACUACCCUUUUGCCUGCACCCAGUGCCCCAAGGCCUUCAUGUACAAGAAGACUCUCACUGCCCACCAGCGCAUCCAUUCUGGGGAGCGCCCCUUUGCCUGUGCCCACUGCCCCAAGACCUUCAGGUACAAGAAGACACUCAGGGACCACCAGCGUAUCCACUCUGGGGAGCGCCCCUUCGCCUGCACCCACUGCCCCAAGGCCUUCAGAGACAGCAGUACCCUCACUGUCCACCAGCGCAUCCACACUGGGGAGCGACCCUUUGCAUGCCAGCAGUGCCCCAAAGCCUUCAGGGACAAGAAGACCCUCACUGUCCACCAGCGCAUUCACUCUGGGGAGCGACCCUUCGCCUGCACCCACUGCCCCAAGGCCUUCAGAGACAGCAGUACCCUCACUGCCCACCAGCGGGUCCACACCGGUGAGAAGCCCUACAAGUGCAGCGAGUGUGGCAAGACCUGCAGCCAGAAGCAUAACCUGAAGAGGCACCAGCGGGUGCACCGGAUCUCAUCGGCAGUGCCACAGAGUGUCCAGUGGGAGGGUGGGGGUCCAUCCCUAACGGAAAGAAGGGCAGAGGAUGAGCCCUUCCAGUGCGGCCACUGCGAGACGCAGGCUCAGGACGAGGGGAUCAUGCUGGCUCAGCAGCAAACCCACAGCACUCCCAGCCUGGGGCCACCUCCGCAGCCCAGCAGCACCUGA
Messenger RNA from Balearica regulorum gibbericeps (East African grey crowned-crane), 1125 nucleotides. NCBI's taxonomy places the organism in Eukaryota, Metazoa, Chordata, Aves, Gruiformes, Gruidae. The record is from RefSeq and is a predicted model, not a curated record.